This is a messenger RNA of Elaeis guineensis (African oil palm), 2232 nucleotides long. RefSeq lists its product as uncharacterized. Gene Ontology annotation, cellular component: plasma membrane. The record is from RefSeq and is a predicted model, not a curated record. Lineage: Eukaryota; Viridiplantae; Streptophyta; Magnoliopsida; Arecales; Arecaceae.
AAAGCUAAAAGCGCGAGGGAGGAGAGAGGAGAGAGGGAGAGGGGGGGGAGGAGAGUGAGGAGUAUCAAAAGGAGAAAGAAUUGUAGCUGGAAAGGGGAAAGUAGCGAGGAAAGGAGAAGGGGAAAGGGGUUUUAGCGGAGGCGAUUCGGAAUCCGCAUUUGGAGCUCGAUUCGUGGUGGAGAAAUCUCUAAAAAGAGUUUGUAGCUGCAGGUUGUCUACAAGGCAUUUUACCAUAUGCUGGAACUAUGGUGUGUUGGUGAAUAAAUAACUGGAUGCCUUGUGGCACUUCUUCACUCAGGCACCCAUGUCAUCAAAAGGUUGAGAAGAUAUGGAGCUGCUUAAUGCUGAUUCUCGCCUUCGCAGUACAAUCUAUCAUCGAUUUCUCAUAUUUGCAAUUUGGUUAUGUGGUUUCCAGCAAGUUGUGUCUCAGGAAGUGGUACUUAAACCAAAGUCCAGCGUUCCUGAUAAAUUUGUGCUGUCUGAUCCUCCUGCUGGCCUCUUUGAUCCAAUAGAGAUCUCUCCUGCUGUCAUUCCACGUAAUCCAUAUCCUGUAGAACCACUACCACCAAUGUAUCCGUCCUUUCCAAGCACAUAUGAGCCAAUUUUGACUGGGAAAUGCCCUGUAAAUUUUUCUUCAAUAUCAGAUAUUGUGGAUAAGACUGCCUCUGAUUGUUCUGCACCUUUAGCAGCAUUAGUUGGGAACGUUAUUUGUUGUCCCCAGGUUAAUAGUUUGAUGCACAUUUUCCAAGCCACUUAUAGCAGUGAAUCUAACACGCUUGUUCUGCACCAGGCUGCUGCUAAUGAUUGUUUUUCAGAUGUCAUGAACAUAUUAGCUAGCAGAGGGGCAAACAGUACUAUCCCUACACUUUGCUCUGUGAAACCAUCAAAUCUUACUGGUGGUUCAUGUCCUGUGAAGGAGAUUACAUCAUUUGAGAAAACAGUUAACACAAGCAAACUGCUAGAUGCAUGCAGUGCAGUUGACCCACUUAAGGAGUGCUGCAGGCCCAUCUGUCAACCUGCAAUCAUGGAAGCUGCACUUCGCAUCUCUCUAGGAGGAGCAAGUAUGCUUGAGAUUUCUAAUAUACCUGGGAGUGGCACCACAGUCAGUGUUGUCAAUGACUGUAAAGGGGUGGUGUAUGCUUGGCUUUCUAGGAAGCUCUCACCAGAGGCUGCUAAUGCUGCUUUUCGGAUAUUAUCUGGCUGCAAAGUUAACAAAGUUUGUCCCUUGACAUUUGAAGAGCCUUCGUCAGUUAUCAAAGCAUGCCGUGAUGUGGCUUCUCCGAAUCCUUCCUGCUGUGCUUCAUUGAAUACUUAUAUUGCAGCAAUACAAAAACAAAUGCUGAUAACAAAUAGGCAAGCCAUCAACUGCGCGACACUCUUUGGGUCAAUGCUACAGAAAGGAGGUGUUAUGACAAAUGUAUAUGAACUUUGUGAUGUUGACUUGAAAGACUUCAGCCUUCAGGCAUAUGGGCAACAAGGCUGUCUGCUUCGGAGUUUACCAGCAGACAUUGUACUUGAUAAUGUGACAGGCUUUAGCUUUACAUGUGACUUGAGUGACAAUGUUGCUGCACCAUGGCCUUCCUCAUCUUCUCUUUCAUCCUUGUCCCUUUGUGCCCCUGAGAUGUCAUUGCCGGCGUUACCAAUACCACAGAUGUCUAGAAGCUCAGGUAGCUACGGUCUGGAAAUGAGAACUUUGAUUCCCUUUAUGUAUUUAGUGUCCAGCUUAUUAUUUUAAAAUAUGGUCAUGGGUUUCAAAGUUAUAUCCAGCAGAUAUUGCAGAGGUUGGGAGAUCCCUUUCUUGGGUAGUUUACAUCGAGCAAGUUGAUCCCUUUUUGGUAUAUUUUAAGAUCAGAAUUUUAUUUGGGGAUAUGGUAUGAAAAAUCCUUCGUAGGGACACCAGUGUUCUUGCAAUGAAGAAAACACCCAAGUGAUCCUAAGGAUCUUUGUGAAUAGAAAGUAAGCUGAAUGGGUGUUUGUCUCUCCUUAGAGGCCAUCUCCAUCAUUUUCACUAUUUUUGUUGUUCAAUGGUAACUCUGCUGCGGAGCGUGCAUGGUUGUUGUUGGGCUUGUUGGAGUGGAAAUUCUUGGCAUUGGUGCAGGUUUUCGAUAAUUACAUAUUGCACUCUAAUUGUAAUAUCCUGUCGAUGAUUUAUCUCUAACAAAAUCAUUUUGGGCAUAGUUUCUCCUAUGGUGGUUGGUAUGUAGCUAUAUACUACGGAUAAUCAAAGCGAUA